AUGGCUUAUGAACGACGACGUUUAUCAACGGAAAGUGAUAAAUCAUCAACGAGUACAAAUCAUUCAACAGAAUCUAAUCCAACAUACAAUACGAUUUCACCACAUAUUGUUCAUCCAAUUAUUUCUACCGAUAAAAAAUUAUCAAUUAUGACAGCAAAAGACUCAACACAUAUAAUGAAACGAUGCUCAGUAAUGUCUUCACCAGCUGAAGAGUUAUUGGCACGUACAAAAAAUACAUUUGUAGAUUUAAAUCCAUAUUUUCAAUGUUCAUCAUUACCAAGUCACUGGAGAAAAAACAAAUCACUUCGUUUUAUUUUACGUACAAAACGUCAUAUCGAUAUAAAAACAAACACACGAGUUAUUGUUUUUGCUGGUAAUGAUUAUAACCCAUGUGCAACACUCAAAAAUAAUGUUAGUUGGUUCCGUGGUGGUCAAGCAGAAUUUAAUGAUUUACGGUUUUUAGGCGCUAGUGGAAGAGGUAAAAAAUUUACAUUAACAAUAGUUAUUGAAACAACACCCCCACAACAAUGUACCUAUCGUCGAGCAAUCAAAAUAACAGUCGAUGGUCCAAGAAAGAAACGUGAAUUGAAAGCGAAGUCAGAUGCGAAUGAAAUUCAAGCAGAUGAAUCGAAUUUUGAUGGUGAAUCGGAUAAUGAAACAAAUAAUUCGAUGAUAACUGAAUCAAAACCAUACAUGAGUCAAGGAUCAUCUGGAUUACUUCUUCUUGCUGCUGCAGCUGAACAAAAACGAAAAGAUGAAGAAGAUAUACCAAAUAAUCGUCCAUUUCCAUCAGCUCCUAUGGAAAUAACAUAUUCAUCAAAAUUAAGUGAUACAAAUUCUUCAAUAACCAGUUGUCUUUCUCCAUCAUCAUUAGCUUCACAAUUUUCUCAAUCAAUUGGCUUUUCUCCAACAUCUUCAUUAGAUGAUUUAAAUUCUCGUUUAUCACGUCAUGGGUUUUUACAAAAUCAAAAUUUGGCAAAAACAGCAACCGUUCCAUUAAUAUCCAGUUCACCAACAACAAAUUUAAUAUUUAGUUUAACACAAACACCAAAUCAUUUUAAUUUUUUUCAUCAUCAUCAACAACAACAACAAAGAAACGAUCAACAAACUAUUGUCGAAACGCCCAAUAAUACUUCAUCAACAAGUACAACAAGUAAACAUGUUUUAUGUCGAUAA
Rotaria sp. Silwood1 is the source of this 1176-nucleotide messenger RNA. The record is from the annotation of a GenBank genome assembly. Lineage: Eukaryota; Metazoa; Rotifera; Eurotatoria; Philodinida; Philodinidae.